CGGAAUUGCACACUUUGAUCAGCACAGCAAGAGGAGAGAAGUUCAAAGAUGGAAGGUACGGAGGUGGUGAGCUUGUUGGAGUGGGCGCAGAGGGAGGGCAUCGAGAGAGAACAGGAGGACAAGGACAAUGGCACUGGGAGGCGAGGUGGUGUUGCUGCGCAGGCAAAGAACACGUGGUUGGACAUGGUCGCUGCUUGCUUUGCUGCAAAAGGCACACCUCGAGCAUACUUUCAGCAGCACCUUGAGGCUGAUCCCAGCUUCAAUCUGAACCACAUUCUCGUGGCAACGGACAAGAGAGGCGAGAUGUUGAGCACGUGCCGGGUGUUUGUGAGGGACAUGCUUGUGAACGGCAUCGGCAUCCCCUUGGGUGGCCUUGGCGAAGUGUGCACACACCCAGAAUACAGGGGCCAUGGCUUAUCCACACAAGUAAUCCGGCACUCUGUCGAACACAUGAGAAGGCUGGGCAUCGCCGUUUCUGCCCUUCAUACGAGCCAGCCACACCUCCGCCGCUUCUACGCAAAGCAUGGCUUUGUCUCUGCGAGUUUGUCCUUCACACACUUCCAGCUUCAAGGCAAGCCAAAUGAGGCCGGCUCCAUGCAGCAGCAGCAGCAGCAGCAGCAGCAGCAGCAGCAGCAGCAGCAGCAGCGAAAAGGGGCUGGGAACGAAGACAACAAAGCAGACGAGGAGGAUGAGGAGGACGAGGAGGAGGCAUACAACUUUGAUAAUUUUCGGCACUAA
This is a messenger RNA of Salpingoeca rosetta, 738 nucleotides long. RefSeq lists its product as uncharacterized. The transcript has 3 exons. Lineage: Eukaryota; Choanoflagellata; Craspedida; Salpingoecidae. Gene Ontology annotation, biological process: aminoglycoside antibiotic catabolic process. The record is from RefSeq and is a predicted model, not a curated record. Gene Ontology annotation, molecular function: aminoglycoside N-acetyltransferase activity. Bases 49 to 738 code for a protein of 229 amino acids.